AUGAGUUUUAGAGGAUCCAGAGGAAAAUCUUCGUCGACUUUUAGUAACCUUCCGUUUGGGUUAAGUUAUAGCGACGUUAGUGCGAAAGGAUCUACAGAGCUGCCUCUAAUCCCACUACCAUUGAACCAUCCAAGUAAUGAACUUGAAAGAGAAAUUGCUAUUCACUACAUAAACUUCAAAAAUGCGUUGAAAGAUGGGCCGUUCUUUACUGGUUCAAUGGAACUAAUCUCAGAAGAAGAUCAAGAAGAAGGUGAUACAGAGAACGCUAAGAACAAGAGAAAGAAUAAACCAAGCUUACAAGUAGAUGCAGACGGACUAAAUGAUGGGAUUGAAAGAUACUCUGAUAAGUAUUUGAAAAGAAGGAAAAUCGGUACUUCUAUCGAUGAGCAUCCUUUUAACAUCGAUUUCUUUCCAAAAGAACUCUACCAUGUCAUGGGUAUCAAUAAGAAGAAGUUGAUACAACUGUCGAAACUGGACAAGAGCAAGACGCUCUUUGGAUUGAAUGGGUCUAAGGAAGAAGAUGAAGCGGUAGGUCGUGCUCUUUUGGAAAAGAUGAGCGGUAUGGUCGAUGAUGAUGAGGAAAACGAAGAAGGAAAUGAGGAGAAGGAAGCCGAUAAAGAUGAUAUCGAUGAAGACGACGAAUUUGAAGAGGACGACGAUGAUGACUACAAUGCUGAAAAGUACUUCGAUGAUGGGGAUGAUGACCUGGGAGGUGAUGAUGAGUAUCCUGAUGAAGCAGAAUUCUAA
Messenger RNA from Kluyveromyces lactis, 747 nucleotides. RefSeq names its product DNA-directed RNA polymerase III subunit C31 (gene RPC31). Gene Ontology annotation, biological process: transcription by RNA polymerase III. The coding region runs from base 1 to 747 and encodes 248 amino acids. The transcript has a single exon. Gene Ontology annotation, cellular component: RNA polymerase III complex. Lineage: Eukaryota; Fungi; Ascomycota; Saccharomycetes; Saccharomycetales; Saccharomycetaceae. The record is from RefSeq and is a predicted model, not a curated record.